Molecule: messenger RNA, 282 nt
Organism: Opisthorchis viverrini
Lineage: Eukaryota; Metazoa; Platyhelminthes; Trematoda; Opisthorchiida; Opisthorchiidae
Exons: 2
Source: RefSeq, a predicted model, not a curated record
AGCGCGAAUUUACUGACCGGAAGGUCAGUGGUUCGAACCCGACCUCUGCCUCUACUUCCCCUGUCUAGGCUUGGGCGCCCUGGCAGUAUUCAAGCCCUCGUGCCUCCUUCAUGUGGCAUGGCAGCUAGGCACCGAAAGGGUGCUACAGCUGGACGACUUACUAACCACAAGCUUGGGCAACCUGGCAGUAUCCCAGCCCUCGUUCCUCCUUCGGGUGGCUUGAUAGCUAGGCACCGAAAGGGUGCUGCAGCGGAACGGUUUUUCUCCGUUAAUCUACGGUGA